This is a messenger RNA of Oryzias melastigma (Indian medaka), 1911 nucleotides long. RefSeq names its product t-complex 1 (gene tcp1). The transcript is spliced from 12 exons. Gene Ontology annotation, molecular function: ATP binding; ATP-dependent protein folding chaperone; ATP hydrolysis activity. Lineage: Eukaryota; Metazoa; Chordata; Actinopteri; Beloniformes; Adrianichthyidae. Gene Ontology annotation, biological process: protein folding. Bases 71 to 1747 code for a protein of 558 amino acids. The record is from RefSeq and is a predicted model, not a curated record. Gene Ontology annotation, cellular component: chaperonin-containing T-complex.
CGUCAUUUUGCCGGUUUACCCAUAGUGCACCCGGGCCGAUUCUUUCUUCUCGGUUGUGUGGUGCUCCAAAAUGUCGCUUUUGGAAGGUCCGCUUAAUGUCUUCGGCCAGAGAAAUACUGGCGAGUCUGUUCGCACUCAAAAUGUCAUGGCCGCAGCUUCCAUCGCGAACAUCGUCAAGAGUUCUCUCGGACCCUACGGCCUCGAUAAGAUGCUGGUGGACGACAUUGGGGAUGUUACCAUCACCAACGAUGGAGCAACCAUUCUCAAGAUGCUGGAGGUGGAACAUCCAGCUGCCAAAGUCCUGUGUGAGCUGGCUGACCUGCAGGACAAGGAGGUUGGAGAUGGAACCACAUCAGUAGUGAUUCUCGCUGCAGAGCUGCUGAAAAGUGCAGACGAGCUGGUAAAGCAGAAGAUUCAUCCAACCUCAGUCAUCAAUGGAUACCGCCUGGCUUGCAAAGAGGCAGUGCGCUACAUAAACGAGAACCUCACCAUUGGAACCGAUGAUCUGGGAAGAGAAUGUCUCAUCAACGCAGCCAAGACCUCCAUGUCUUCAAAAAUCAUUAAAGUUGAUUCGGACUUCUUUGCAAACAUGGUGGUCGACGCCGCCAUGGCGGUGAAGUUUGUGGACAGCAAGGGCGUGGCCAAAUACCCCAUCAACUCUGUGAACGUGUUGAAAGCUCACGGUCGCAGCCAGAAGGAGAGUUUUUUGGUCAACGGAUACGCGCUGAACUGCACGGUCGGCUCUCAAGGAAUGGUGAAACGGAUCGUCAAUGCGAAGAUCGCCUGCCUGGACUUCAGUUUGCAGAAGGCCAAAAUGAAAAUGGGAGUUCAAGUCAUCAUCAGCGACCCGGAGAAACUCGAUCAGAUCAGACAGAGAGAGUCUGACAUCACCAAGGAAAGAAUCCAAAAGAUUCUGGCUGCUGGAGCAAAUGUCAUUCUGACCACUGGAGGCAUCGACGACAUGUGUCUGAAGUACUUCGUGGACACAGGAGCCAUGGCUGUGAGGAGGGUUCUGAAGAGGGACCUCAAACGCAUCGCCAAGGCAACAGGAGCCGUCGUCUGCCCGUCUCUGUCCAACCUGGAGGGAGAGGAAACCUUCGAGGCCACCAUGCUCGGUCAGGCUGAAGAGGUUGUUCAGGAGCGCGUCUGUGACGAUGAGCUCAUUCUGGUCAAGAACACCAAAGCUCGCACUUCAGCCUCCAUCAUUCUGCGAGGAGCUAACGACUUCAUGUGCGACGAGAUGGAGCGCUCGGUCCACGACGCUCUGUGUGUGGUGAAGAGGGUGCUCGAGUCUAAGUCUGUGGUACCAGGAGGGGGCGCUGUGGAGGCCGCUCUGUCCAUUUACCUGGAGAACUAUGCCACCAGCAUGGGUUCAAGAGAGCAGCUCGCCAUCGCAGAGUUUGCUCGCUCUCUGCUGGUCAUCCCAAAGACGCUGGCAGUGAACGCAGCACAGGACUCCACCGACCUGGUGGCCAAGCUCCGCGCCUUCCACAACGAAGCUCAGGUCAACCCGGAGCGCAAGAACCUCAAAUGGAUUGGUUUGGACUUGAUGAACGGCAAACCCCGAGACAACCGUCAGGCUGGUGUGUACGAACCCACCAUGGUGAAGACUAAAAGCCUCAAGUUCGCCACUGAAGCUGCGAUCACCAUCCUCCGCAUCGACGACCUCAUCAAACUGUUCCCAGAGCCUAAAGAAGGCGGGCAGUCCUACCGGGACGCCGUGCACUCGGGCUCUCUGGAGGGCUGAGACCCGUUUACUCACACACACUUGUAUUUAUAACGAGUUCUUCGCCGCUGUUGCUUCAGUGUAGCCGCUCACUUUACCUGUUGUUGCCCACGUUCAGUUCUGGAGCUGCUGCUUCCAGAGGAUUUUUUUUUGCAGACGUAAUAAAGGUCCAAUGUUGCAAAGAA